GUGCCCAGCAUUGAUCCCGGAGCCGGAAAGAAGGAUUGUUUUUCUGUCUAGUUUAGACGGUCUUGUCUAUGAUGGAGUAUAGAAAUGUGAGAUUUGUUAUCUCAAGUUCAGAUAGCAUCAGUAACCACUUCGCCAUUCUCUUAAAUAGGGCAGGCUUCUCUGAUUGCAACAAUCGCUCUAUUCCCUUUGCCUAUUAGGCGAAAAGAGUAGCUGAAGCUUUAAGAAAGAAAGUGUGCUUACUUCGGGGAUGAAGAAUCAGUUGAACUCACUCGACUAAGAAUCCUAGAAAGUGGUGCCCUUGGUUCAGUCUUUAGAGAAAGUGCUGUUGAUUCGGUCCUUUCUUUCAGCAGUUGGCGCGUAAUAUCCAUCCCCAUCUGUUAUUGUAACUGACUCUCUUCAAUAGAUGAGCCUUGGUCGUCCUAUCCGCAAGAAUGGCAAGCGCAGACCGGGAACCUAGGCCAAUUGAAAGUCACAGCCGUUUGAUAGCCCUUUUCGUAAGAUCCCUUAUCAAUUGUCCUAAUAGAGUGAUUUACCUGAUUAAAUGAAGGCGCAGGAUUUCCCACCCGUUGUAAAAUAAGGGAAGUUUCCGUCCACACCUAGCUAGCAUCGAAGAGCAUUCAUUCCGUAUCCUCCAUUAUCCUACUUUCUUUCCUUUCCGUUUUCGAAACUAAAGAAAGAAGAAAAAAGCUAGCGCUAAGCAAAGGGCGAGGAUAAGCGCACAGAGAGAGCUUUCAAGUAAAGAUGUCAGAUCGAAAGCCUCCGGAAUUGGAUAAGAGGUGAGGUUCACCUUUCACCCUAGUGGGAAAAGAAGAAGGAGUUUAUUCCCUUUGAAGAAUAAAUGCUUUUAAGCCCCCCUUUGUAAGUGAAGGAAAAAGAGGCUGUCUCAGAUCAUGGGAGAGUCAUCCGUCUAAGGAGAAGAGGCGCCGAGAUAUUAAACAAAGGUCUUGUCACGAGCUGGGGCAACGCUUUUAUCCGCAUAGGAUCUGGGCUCGAACCAGCGCUUUCCAGAUUAAGAAUCCGGAUUUCCAACCUUUCAAUAGUCUUAGUGCGCUUUCGAUGUAGAAAAUAGCGUAUGUAAAGGUAAAGAAAGUAGGUAGUAUGUAGGUUUGUAUGAUAUGGGCUUCAUUCCUUCAGUUGGAGUUCAUGCCUUACCGAUGUAUAUAAAAAUUAUCGUAGUGUAGUUCUCGUAUUAUAGUAGUAGGCAACAAAGUAGCUUUAACGUGAACAGCGCUUUGUCCUUUAUUUAUUUUAUUUCUAAAGAGGCGGCAACUGCGCUGAAUGAUAAUAAAGCCAAAAGUCCCAUGCAUCCUUUCUUUCUUUGGUCAACAACCAAGCACAACUCAAUAGAAUGAAUUCUUCAAGACUCCUACAUGACUUUCUGUCUGGAGGGAAUCAAUUUUUCUCAAUCAAUCACUACACUAUGUUUCCACUCCAUUUUCAUUACGAAGAUGUCUCACGUCAGGAUCCGUUGCUCAAACUGAAUCACGCCAACGUUAUGGAAGUUCCUAGAUCGUGUGAAAUAAGACUAGUACCAAAGGCACCCUAUGAUUUCAUAAUCCAAAAUGGAAAAUUGGCUAUGGAGAUUCCGCGCGGUCAGAAAUUAAUACAGACACACAGGGGUUCGACAGGAAAGUCGUUUCGAUCAAAUCCAUUCUUGGGGUCAAAUAAAGACAAAGGAUAUGUCAGUGACCUAGCACGACAAAGCACUCUCCGAGGGCAUGGAAUGUCUAAUUUUUCGGUAAGAAUCUCGACAGUAAUGUCUCUGGUGGAUUCUCCGGUCGAAAGACGGCUAAACUCAAUUCAAUUCUCGAUGGAAACGGAGUUGUUCGAAUUCUCCCCGGAACUGGAAGAUCAUUUCGAGAUCUUCGAACAUAUUCGAGGGUUCAAUGUGACUAUUGUAACUUCGGCCAACACACAAGAUGAGACUUUACCACCGUGGAGCGGCUUUUUGCAAAAAGAUGAGGGAGAUUCUGAGUAAGAGAUGUUAUGGACGAAUUGUUUGAAGCGUUUCUUCCCUUUAUUGAAAAAGUUGGAGAAGCUGCCGGGCUUAAGGAGGACUCUGAUGCCACAUCUUCACUUGACUUCAAGCAGGAAGUAGACCAGCCGUCUGAAGCCUUUAAGAAUAGAAAGAAGGUUGAGGCUGAUUGGACCCUCUUCGUGCCUGACUUCUCUAUUGAUCUGACCGGCUCGAUUGAGACAGAGAGUAAAGGUGCGAAUCGGCUAAAAGGCUGAGUCCGAGACUGGGAGAAGAACUUGCAAGAAAUGCAGACUUCGCUCCGCACCUUUAGGUAAAGAUCCCCAAUGUCCAAUCUUCCUUUUAUGGAGAUAUUCUUUUAUGUAACUUCCGGUAAGAAAGGGGAUAGAUUAUCGAAAAAAAGAUGUGCGCACGAGAGGAUUCUAACUUUCAUACAUAGAAGAAUGAUUGGCAAAGCACUCGAACAAAGCCCUUAGCUUCUAACUUCAUUCAUUCGAAAGGUCGCUGGAAUUUAGUUAGGAGCAAAUCCGUCACUGGACGAGGAAGGAAAGGGAAGGAAGAUAUGUACAAGAGAAAAAGUAUAUUAGAAAGCGUUAACAAGACUAUCAGACCAAGAACAGAACUGCUGGAGGAACAACUACCUAAGGCUGAAAAUGACAUAGAAUAAGUGGAAUCUCAUGCACACUUUGAGGGAGGUGGUUAACCGGUGCUUAGAGAACUACCUGGGAUGCCGAUAGACCAAGGGAAUGGGUACGUUGGUUACCCUGGGCAGAAUAGUGGUACAAUACCACUUAUCAUUCGGCAACCAAACAAAGACCGUUUGAAGUGGUAUAUAGGCGCCCACCGCCUCUAAUUACGUCCUAUACUCCUUAGUCCAACAAAGUGCAUCAAGUUGAUUGCGACUUACGCUAGGGAUUGUGUUUUGCAAUUUGGAAAGGAGAAUUUGCAUGGAGCUCACAGGCCCGGGGACCCUCUAAGUAUGGGGAGUGCCACUACUGCUUUCAUUGUUCUACUAUUGAGUUGAGUGCAAGUCUCGCUCAUUGAAUUGCCGCGGUGGCCUCAAGUGCUGAUUUUCAUUUCUUCGUUGAACGUUCCGGUUUUGGUAAGCGGUUUGACUGCUUUCCUUGAGAAGGUGGUAGAUUGUGGCUAACACUAUUCCGAAUCGGUGUCCCUGGGGCCCAUACAGUACCAGGGGAGCGAGCCUCUUUCCUAUCCUGGGAAGUCAGACAGUUAGCUUUCAUCAGUCCUCGGGUCACUAAACUUGAGGAAAAAGGCAUAUAAACUUAGUCUUGCAAGAAAAUACUUAGUAGAUUGAGAAGCAAUAAAGUUAGAAAGAGCUUAGGUGCCUAAGAGGAAAUCAGGAAGAAGAAGUUCGAGACUUUCCCUCUCCUUACUCAGAUUGACUUUCUAACCCACCUUGAUUCAGGCAAGCAAGUAUGACCAGCAAGCAGUCUUUCUUCUUCUUUCUCUUUUGUUGAUAGAAGCUUCCCCACCUAAGGAGAUUGAGCUGCAAGCUUCCUCUAAUACAAGCUCGAUCGGAUUCGAUUUUCUAUCUCUUCAAGCCCGGAUGUAGAAAGUUAGUCAAGUAUGGAAUUAGACUUAGCAGUUACAGGGGACUGAAGCCUAAGAGAAGAGGAAGUCAGAGAUUGAUAGUCUUUUCUCUUAGGGCAAAAGCUCGUACUUGAGAAUCAAAGUCAGACUCAGUCUUUGGAAUCCCUUAAAGCAAGUCUAAAGGCUUACACACAGCUCUAUUAUUUGAUGAAGUUGCAAUUGAGCUUUGCCCGUCUAUUCACUGAUCAGGGGACUAUCAAUGAAGAUUCUCCUUUAGCACCUAGAGGAAAUUCCGUAGGCUAGACUUUCCAUUUGUGAGAUUGAGUCAUGUCAGUAUUCAAAGAAGAAGUAGAAAGAUGUAGGGGAAAGAAUCCAUAUCUUUAUUAACUUCUCUGAAUGUAGGGCUUGUAGUUGAGAAAAGUACCUCUAACUAUCACUUCAAGCCGUCAACUGUCCAAUAAGCGAGUGAGGUGAGCAAAGGAAAGAUAUGAAACUUCAACAGACUCUUCAACAGCUGCGCAACCUUAUCCUCAGUUUGACUUAU
Messenger RNA from Arachis stenosperma, 4070 nucleotides. Its product is annotated as 60S ribosomal protein L5, mitochondrial-like. Lineage: Eukaryota; Viridiplantae; Streptophyta; Magnoliopsida; Fabales; Fabaceae. Gene Ontology annotation, molecular function: structural constituent of ribosome; RNA binding. Gene Ontology annotation, biological process: translation. The coding region runs from base 1349 to 1978 and encodes 209 amino acids. The record is from RefSeq and is a predicted model, not a curated record. Gene Ontology annotation, cellular component: cytosolic large ribosomal subunit; ribosome. The transcript has a single exon.